Molecule: messenger RNA, 249 nt
Organism: Dama dama (fallow deer)
Lineage: Eukaryota; Metazoa; Chordata; Mammalia; Artiodactyla; Cervidae
Gene: DEFB132
Product: defensin beta 132
Exons: 2
Coding region: 1-249 (82 amino acids)
Source: RefSeq, a predicted model, not a curated record
AUGAAGCUCCUGCUCCUGGUCUUUACAGCCCUGGGAUUCCUGGUGACCCCAGCCAGAGGGGGCGGGACAAUUUGUGGACGUAAGAUCGCAGGACACUGCAAGCUGAAAUGCGGCUCCCUGGAGAAAACGAUGUUCAUGUGUGACAGGUACAAGCAGUGUUGUGUCAAAGGCCUCUUCAUAGCAAAGUCCGUGAUGCAACCACCCAUCCAGAACCCUAACAAACCACACAGAAAAUACACAGUUGGCUAA